GACUAAGAGAAAACUGGUCGGAGAGAGGCAAUGGCGGAUCCACUGAGGGGUUGGGGCUGCAGAGAGCUGUUCCUGCUCUCCAUGCUGCUGGGGACGCUGUGGGGAGCCGGGGCCGGGCAGAUCCGCUACUCGGUGCCAGAGGAGCUGGAUAAAGGCUCCUUCGUGGGUAACAUCGCCAAGGAGCUCGGGCUGGAUUCCUGGGAGCUGGCGGAGCGCGGAGUCCGCAUCGUCUCCAGAGGUAGGACGCAGCUCUUUGCUCUGAACCCGCGAAGCGGCAGCUUGGUCACCGCAGGCAGGACAGACCGCGAGGAGCUCUGCGCUCAGAGCGCGCGGUGUCUGGUGAGUUUUAACAUCUUGGUUGAGAGUAAAAUGAAAAUGUAUGGGGUAGAAGUAGAAAUAAUCGAUAUUAAUGAUAACUUCCCGCGUUUCCGGGAUGAGGAAGUAAAAGUAAAAGUUAAUGAAAAUGCGGCGGUGGGAACGCGGUUAGUACUUCCCUUUGCUCGAGAUGCCGAUGUGGGUGUGAACUCCCUCCAGAGUUACCAGCUCAGCUCCAAUAUGCACUUCUCUUUGGCCGAGAAAAGCGACACAGAUGGACAGAAAUAUCCAGAGCUGGUACUGGAACAGCCGUUGGACCGAGAGAAACAGUCCUGCCACCACCUGGUCCUCACGGCUGUGGAUGGGGGUGAGCCAGCCAGAAGCUGCACUAUGCAGAUCAGGGUAGUUGUGGUAGACACAAAUUAUAACCCCCCAGUGUUCACCCAGGACAUGUACAGGGUCAGUGUACAAGAGAACCUACCCCUGGGUUCCUCUGUGCUAAGAGUGAUGGCCACUGACUUGGAUGAGGGCAUCAAUGCUGAGAUCACCUACGCUUGUAUCAAUAUUGGUAAGGCAGUGAGAUAACUGUUCAAGCUGGACAGUGAAACAGGGGAACUCACCAGUGGUGGAGGACUGGACUUUGAAGAGAGAGGCAGCUACACAAUUGGGGUGGAAGCAAAGGAUGGUGGACGUCACACUGCGCAUUGCAAACUACAAAUAGAUAUUUUGAAUGAAAAUGACAAUGCUCCCGAGAUAACCCUGGAUUCUGAAUCUAAAUAUAUACAAGAAGAUGCUGAGCUGGGGGCUGUUGUUACCUUGAUCAAAACACAUGAUCUAGAUUCUGGGUUUAAUGGGAAAAUCUUAAGCCAACUAAAAGGAAAUUUCCCAUUUAAAAUAGUUCAAGAUACAAAAAACACAUACAAGCUGGUGACAGAUAGAGCCUUAGAUCGAGAGAAGACUCCGGAAUACAAUGUCACUAUCACAGCUACUGAAAAGGGCAAGCCGCCCCUCUCCUCUAAAAGAAGUGUCACCUUGAAAGUCGCUGAUGUCAACGACAACGCUCUGGUUUUCCACCAGGCCUCCUACGUGGUCCAUGUGGCAGAAAACAACCUGCCCGGCGCCUCCAUCGCCCAAGUUAGAGCUUCAGAUCCAGACCUGGGGCCCAACGGCCACGUCUCCUACCCCAUCCUGGCUAGCGACCUGGAGCCGCGCGCGCUGUCGUCCUACGUGUCCGUGAGCGCACAGAGCGGCGUGGUGUUCGCGCAGCGCGCCUUCGACCGCGAGCAGCUGCGCGCCUUCGGGCUGACGCUGCAGGCCCGCGAGCACGGCUCACCCGCGCUCAGCGCCAACGUGAGCCUCCGCGUGCUGGUGGGCGACCGCAACGACAACGCGCCCAGGGUGCUGUACCCGGCGCUGGGGCCCGACGGCUCGGCGCUCCUCGACACGGUGCCGCGCGCCACGCAGCCCGGCUACCUGGUCACCAAGGUGGUGGCUGUGGACGCCGACUCUGGACACAACGCCUGGCUGUCCUACCACGUGCUGCAGGCCAGCGAGCCCGGACUCUUCAGCGUGGGGCUGCGCACGGGCGAGGUGCGCACGGCGCGGGCCCUGGGCGACAGGGACGCGGCCCGCCAGCGCCUGCUGGUUGCUGUGCGCGACGGGGGACAGCCGCCCCUCUCGGCCACCGCCACGCUGCUCCUGGUUUUCGCGGACAGCCUGCAGGAGGCGCUGCCGGACCUCAGUGACCACCCUGAGCCCACUGACCCCCAGGCUGAGCUGCAGUUUUACCUGGUGGUGGCCUUGGCCUUGGUUUCGGUGCUCUUCCUCCUGGCAGUGAUUCUGGCGGUUGCCCUGAGUUUGCGACGCUCCUCCAGCUCCGCCACCUGGAGUUGCUUUCAGACUAGAUUUUACUCCUAA
Kogia breviceps (pygmy sperm whale) is the source of this 2232-nucleotide messenger RNA. Lineage: Eukaryota; Metazoa; Chordata; Mammalia; Artiodactyla; Physeteridae. The record is from RefSeq and is a predicted model, not a curated record.